This is a messenger RNA of Parnassius apollo (apollo), 444 nucleotides long. NCBI's taxonomy places the organism in Eukaryota, Metazoa, Arthropoda, Insecta, Lepidoptera, Papilionidae. The record is from the annotation of a GenBank genome assembly.
AUGUCAGCAACAAAGACAAUUAUGUUCGUCUUCGGUGUUGACAAAUAUGAAUUUAAACAAUUUUCUCGAUGCUACGUCAUCUGCCGCUGGUACGUCAUCUGCUGCUGGUACGUCAUCUGCCGCUGGUACGUCAUCUGCUGCUGGUACGUCAACUGCCGCAAGUCAUAUCCCGAAGACUACGAUGCAGCAAACAAUAGAAAGAUAUGGCACGGCAAAAAAAUAUCCAAUGAGACUAAAAAGAAAAUUGAUCGAGAUCUAUUAGAUCUAUUUAUUGAUAGUUACCAGCCAUUUUCAUUGGUGGAGGAAAGGGUGUUUAAAACAUUUGCUCGGUGGAUUCCCGGAUACCAACUGCCAAGUAGAAAAACAAUUUCCACCGUCAUGUUGUCUGCAUUGUACAAUAAAACCAAAUCGGAAAUGAAAAUGGUAUUAGGCCCAGAGUGCUAA